AUGUCUAGUCUACACUCGCGCCGCCGGCGAACACUGCUCCUCUUCGCGCUUGCCGCCAGCGUCGUGGUGGGAGGGGUCUCUGCGCUCAGGAAUGAGAAAGCCCCCCUGGUCAUCUCGGACGCCGAUAUCCGCCAAUGCGAGCCGGUGCAGCGGCUGGGCGCGCUGAAGGAGGAGCUCGAAGCGGAGCAGUCGCCCAUCAUGCGGCAGGUGUUCGCAUGGCUCUUCCCCUUUGGUCCCGGAUGGAAUUCUAUUCUUGGCACGUUCUAUAUAUCCUCAGUCCCUAAUUUCAUCCUGGCGUUCAUCCCCGCGCAAAUCAACCCGAAUACCCUGAACACCAUGACAGCCUUUGCGACAGGCGGUCUGCUGUCCGACGUCUUCCUGCACCUCGUGCCACACUCGUUUAUGGGGGAGCACCAGGAGGGCGGCGUGCAUUUCGUGAUGGUAGAGGAGAAGCGCAACAUUCUGAUCGGUCUCGGGAUCUUCGUCGGCUUCGCGUCGUUUUUCAUCAUGGAGAAGACGCUGCGUGUGCUCGGUGGGGACGAGGAGGGCGCAGGGCAUUCCCAUAGCCACUCGCAUUCUCCCAGCGGUGAGUCUACGCACGGUAGCUCGUCGAGCGUGGCCGUCGCCGGUGACGCGUCCGGCCUGAAGUCGCGCGGCUCCGACAAAGCCGAAGGCAAGGAGAGCGCUGCCGCAGCGUCCCAUGAGGACAGCAAGUCGCCCGCGCAGACGUCGAAGCUCUCGGCGUACCUGAACCUGUUCGGCGACUUCGUGCACAACAUAACCGACGGCCUCGCUAUGGCCGCGUCCUUUUACUCAUCGCCGCUCAUUGGGGCGACGACGACCCUCGCGUGCUUCGCGCACGAAAUCCCGCAUGAGAUCGCGGACUACUCGAUCCUCAUUCGCAGCGGCUUCACGAAAAAGCAGGCGAUGCAGUCCCAAUUUCUCACCGCCAUCGGUGCCUUUGUUGGCACGUUCAUGGGCAUCGGGAUCCGGAACCUGUCGGCCUCCUCAGAGGUAGAAGGGCAGGUAUCCGAUCUGGCCGCCGCGAUCCGGCAGACUGCCGCUGGCAUUCUCGGGACGACCGUGCAGCUAGCGGAUCUCGUGAUCCCGUUCGUGGCAGGAGGGUUCAUGUACAUCGGCGCGGUCGCGGUGUUGCCCACGCUUCUCCAGGACAGCAAGAGCGGGGCACAGGCGCUGCGUGAGUUCGCGGCGAUGUUCUUUGGGGUGGCGUGUAUGUUCCUCGUCGCGUGA
Molecule: messenger RNA, 1251 nt
Organism: Trametes versicolor FP-101664 SS1
Lineage: Eukaryota; Fungi; Basidiomycota; Agaricomycetes; Polyporales; Polyporaceae
Product: Zinc/iron permease
Exons: 13
Coding region: 1-1251 (416 amino acids)
Biological process (GO): intracellular zinc ion homeostasis; zinc ion transmembrane transport
Cellular component (GO): membrane
Molecular function (GO): zinc ion transmembrane transporter activity
Source: RefSeq, a predicted model, not a curated record